This is a messenger RNA of Silurus meridionalis, 2849 nucleotides long. It is a transcript of the gene shha, whose product is annotated as sonic hedgehog signaling molecule a. Gene Ontology annotation, biological process: multicellular organism development; intein-mediated protein splicing; cell fate specification. NCBI's taxonomy places the organism in Eukaryota, Metazoa, Chordata, Actinopteri, Siluriformes, Siluridae. Bases 452 to 1684 code for a protein of 410 amino acids. The record is from RefSeq and is a predicted model, not a curated record. The transcript has 3 exons. Gene Ontology annotation, molecular function: patched binding; calcium ion binding.
GCAUUACAGCGGAGACUCUGCACCUGUACCGGAGAGGAGAGGGCAAGGACGCGGACGCGCGAGACAGUACCGGUGCCUUUCCCUGUCUCUCUCUCUCUCUCUCUCUCUCUCCCUCUCUCUCUCUAUCUAUAUCUCUCUUUAUCUAUAUCUCUCUCUCACACACAAACACACAUACACAGACAUUAAUAAACACAUACACACGCGCACUUACACGCACUCACACGCACGCGCACGCUCCCGGUCCCGAAGCCGGUUGCACAAAAAAAAAAAAAGAGGAAAAAAAGGGGCAAAGAAAAGAAAAGAAAGAAGAUCAUCAGGUUGCAUCCUGAUUUUUUAUUUCUAUUUUCGGAGACAAAAAAAAAGAAGGAAUUUUUUAAUUUUAUUUUUUAUUUUAUUUAUUUAUUUUUUGGAAAAAAAAAAAAAAAAAAAAAGAGCAAACCCGGAACGAGCUAUGCGCGCACCGUCGGUCUCGGCGAGCCUGUGCCUCGCGCUGCUGGCGCUCGCGCUCGUGCCGCAGCCGGUGCGCGCGUGCGGUCCGGGCCGCGGCUACGGCCGGCGGAAGCACCCGAAGAAGCUGACCCCUCUCGCCUACAAGCAGUUCAUCCCCAACGUGGCGGAGAAGACGCUGGGCGCGAGCGGGCGCUACGAGGGCAAGAUCACGCGCAACUCGGAGCGCUUCAAGGAGCUCACGCCCAACUACAACCCGGACAUCAUCUUCAAGGACGAGGAGAACACCGGGGCCGACCGGCUCAUGACCCAGAGAUGCAAGGACAAGCUGAACUCGCUGGCCAUCUCAGUGAUGAACCAGUGGCCGGGGGUGAAGCUCCGCGUGACCGAGGGAUGGGACGAAGACGGACACCAUUUUGAGGAAUCGCUUCACUACGAGGGCCGAGCCGUGGACAUCACCACGUCCGACCGGGACAAGAGCAAGUACGGCACGCUGUCUCGCCUCGCCGUGGAGGCCGGGUUCGACUGGGUUUACUACGAGUCCAAAGCUCACAUUCACUGCUCCGUUAAAGCAGAGAACUCGGUGGCAGCGAAGUCAGGUGGCUGUUUUCCCGCCUCGGCUCGCGUUCGGCUGAAGGGCGGUGCGAUGAAGGAGGUGAAGGACCUGAAGGUGGGAGACGAGGUUUUGGCGGCGGACGAGUCCGGAAACCUCGUCUACAGCCCGUUCCUGAUGUUCGCGGACCGAGACGGCGCCAGGAGACGAACGUUCCGCGUCAUCGAAACCAAAAGCCCUCGUACGAGGAUCUCGCUCACGGAAGCGCACCUCCUCUUCACCGCCCAGAACUUCACGCUGACAGAGACGUUCGCCGGAGACGUCGAGCCGGGUCAGGAAGUGAUGAUCGUGGAGGAGGGAGGGGCCGGGCGGCGCAUCCGCGCAGUCAGGGUGGAUCGGAUUUACGAAGAAGCCCGCGAGGGGUGGUUCGCCCCGCUCACGGGUCACGGCACCAUCGUGGUCGACGACGUCCUUACCUCCUGUUACGCCGCCGUCCGGAACCAGAAGCUAGCGCAUUUAGCGUUUGCACCCGUCCGCCUUGUCCACAAGGUGGCGCCAUUUCUGUUCCACGGAUCGCUCCAGGACGACGGCGUGCACUGGUACGCCGACUUUCUGUACCGAAUCGGGACACGGAUUUUAGGCCAAGGCGCUUUUCAUCCGCUCAGCAUGGAGGACAAGAGCUGAAAGACAAAAACGCUCUCUCUCUCUCUUUCUAUAUAUAUAUAUAAAUAUAUCAAAGACUAAUAUAGGACAAAAGACAAUAUUAGAAUCUUAAAGAAAAAUAAAAAGAGACAAAAACAGGGCCCCCCUUUGUGAAAGAGGAACAAAAAGGAGGGAUAUUUAUUAUUUCACAGAAACCAUCUAAACAAAAAAAGGAAAGAAAGAAACUGAGCCUUAAAAGUGUCCUGAAUAAUUUAUUCACACGUGAACUCGGGCUGCUGAUGUCCCUCUGUCCCACACACACAGGAUUGUGUUUCAACAUAGGUGUGUGUGUGUGUGUGCGCGUCUGUGUGUACGUAUGUGUGUGUAUGUGUGUGUAACCACCCCGAUGUGCAGAAUCUAUUUUUGUAAACUUCAUGAAAGAAAAAAAAAAAAAAGGAUGAAAAAACGUCCUGCGGGGCCGAAGGCACGUGCCGAUCAUUUUCAAUGGCGUGGACGAGGGGGCGGAGCUUAACAUAACCAUUGUGCAGUCGAUGCGCUAGCUAUCAGAUUUAUCGCCAGCUUGCUACGUUUUAUUUGCGUCUAAUUAAAAGCAGUAAAAUAUAAUAGUUUUCAAUUUUGACUUAAGCCCCGCCCACAAUUUAGGACAAAAUUGGUACCGGCAACGAAUUUUCUGCACGUGCCUGCGUGCGUCCGACCGACUGACUGUUAUAUAUCUUUUUUUUUUUUUUCCGGGAUUGGCGGAUUCAGGGAAGGGGGAGGGGUUUCCGGGGGGGCCAUAAAUUAUAUUUUUCUACACAGAACUGUAAAUUAGAUUAUGACUGUUCAUGGUUGCAGAAUCACUUGAAAGUGUAAAUUAUGAGAAUAUAUUUUAAUUUAAAUAGUCGCCAGGAAUUCCGUCGUGUUAUUUUCCUUCCUGUUUUUAUCACCAUCAUUAUUAUUUGUACUUUUCUCCUCGUUCUUUUGCUCCCCCUCGCUUUCCUAACCGCAGAGUUACAGACUGAAUUCACACGUAACUCCUGUAAAUCUACUAAAAUGUCGUUUUUUUUCCCUUUCGUUUGUUUGUGUUUGUUUUUGUAAUAGGUGAAUAGUUUUAUAGGAAUAAAAUGUAGCAGAUAUGCACAGGCUUCAGUGUGUCAGGAAAAUGUAUAGAGAUGAUUAUUUAUAUGUUUAUAUUAUAAAAAGAAAA